CUUAGCAGUUUCCACUUCUUGCAAUUUACAACUUUUGAGACUCUUCAAGCUUUCACAGAAGAAACCUUUGCAACUUUCUUGCAAUUACUUCUGCGUUUGAGAGCUUUGCUAUCUUUGCAUCUUUUCGUGAUUCAAUAUUCCUUUCCACAAAGAAAACUAUGGCAGUAGGAGAGAUUUUCCUUGCUGCGUUCCUCCAAGUGUUGUUUGAAAAACUGAUGUCUCCGGAGUUGCUGAAGUUUGCACGUAGAUACGAGGGACUUGGAGAAAAGCUGGGAAAGUGGAAGAAAACGUUGUCAAGAAUUGAGGCCGUGCUUGAUGAUGCGGACCAGAAGCAACAUACUGAGAGGGCAGUGAAACAGUGGCUGGAUGAUCUUAGAGACUUGGCUUACGAUGUGGAGGAUAUACUUGAUGAGUUCGCCACGGAAGCUUUGCUACACGAAUUGAAGGGAGAAAAUCAAGCCAGUACAAGUAAGGUACGCAACCUCAUCCCUACUUGUUGUACUGGUUUGACUCCACAUGCUCUUAAGAUCAACAUUAGGCUACAGUCAAAGAUCACUGAAAUUACCAAUCGAUUCAACGAUCUGGUGAAUCAAGAAGAUGAAUUGAGAUUAUUGAAAGGAACUGCCGAUGGGAGGUCAUAUAGGAAAACAGGGACUAUGGCACCAACUUCUGUAGUGACUGAGCCGCAUGUUUAUGGCAGGGACAGUGAUAAAGAGGCUCUAUUUGAACUGUUGCUGAGUGAAAAAUGUAGGAAUGCUCAACUCUCAGUGAUUCCUAUACUCGGUAUGGGGGGUAUAGGAAAGACAACUCUUGCCCAGGAUUUAUUCAAUGAUAAAAAAGUGGAAGGCCUUUAUGAUCUAAAAUCAUGGGCUUGUGUUUCUGAAGAUUUCGAUGCUGAGAGAGUCACCAAAACAAUUUUACAAUCUCUAACCGAUGAGAAUUGUAAUGGCAAAGAUCAAAAUUGGUUGCAAGUCAAACUCAAGGAGAAACUAGAAGGCAAGAAGUUUCUAGUGGUUCUGGAUGAUCUUUGGAAUGAGAAAUACCAUGACUGGACUAUCUUACGUGCUCCUUUCCUAACAGGGGCUCUGGGAAGUACAAUUGUCAUCACAACUCGCAAUGAGGGAGUUUCAUCAACGACAGGCACCGUCCCAGCUUACCCUUUGCUUGUGUUAUCAGAUGAUGCUUGUUUGUCUUUAUUUACCCAACAUGCAUUGGGGGCAAGCGAUUUUAGUGCGCAUCCAAACCUUCAAGAUAUUGGCGAGGAAAUCGUUAAAAGGUGUAAAGGCUUGCCUUUGGCAGCAAAAACCCUCGGAGGCCUCCUACGCACUAAACGGGAUCGUGAUGGGUGGAAGGGUGUAUUGGAGAGCAAGAUUUGGAAUAUACGAGAAGAGAAAAAUGAAAUUGUUCCAGCUCUUAUGUUGAGCUAUCACCACCUGCCUUCUCAUUUAAAGAGAUGCUUCGCGUAUUGUUCCAUACUUCCCAAGGACUAUGAAUUUGAAGAGCAACAACUAGUUCUAUUAUGGAUGGGAGAAGGUCUAAUUCAGCAACAAGAAGGGGAUGAGCAAAUGGAAGAUUUGGGUAGCCAGUAUUUUUGCGAUCUAUUAUCAAGGUCCUUUUUCCAACAAUCAAGUACAGAUAAAUCACGAUUUGUGAUGCAUGACCUCAUCAACGAUUUGGCUCAGUGGGUUGCAAAAGAUAUAUGCUUUAGAAUGGAAGAUAGAAUUGAGGGCAUCAACAAAGGACAAAUUUCUAAAAAAGUUCGGCAUUUGUCAUUCCUGGGUGACUGUUUUGAUGGCCCUAAAAAGUUUGAGGUUUUUUCUGAACUCACGUGUCUACGUACCUUCAUGCCUCUUAUGCUACCUAGGAUAUGGAGCUGUUAUUUGACUCAUGAUGUUCCUCUUAAAUUGCUGUCGAAAUUACUACGUUUAAGGGUGCUCUCUUUGAGUGAGUACUGCAUAGUUGAGCUACCGAAUUCAAUUGGUGAUUUAAAGCAUCUACGAUACCUUGACCUUUCUUACACUAAGAUUAGAGGCUUGCCUGAAUCAACAACCACUCUUCGCAACUUACAGACAUUGAUAUUGAAGAACUGUUAUUAUCUAAAGGAUUUGCCUUCAAAGUUGGGGAACCUAGUCAGCUUGCGCCACCUCAACAUUCUCAAUGCAAAUAAAUUGGAAGGAAUGCCUCCUCAAAUAGGUAAAUUAACUUGUCUCCAAACAUUGUCUAAUGUAAUUGUGGGAAAAGGCAAUUGCUUCACAUUAAAAGAGUUAGGUUCUUUGUUGCAUCUUCGAGAGUCACUCAUCAUAUCACAAUUGGAGAAUGUCGUUGAAUCCAGGGAUGCUAAGUUAAUUGAAAAGCUCGAUCUUUCUACAUUGUGUUUGGAAUGGAGUCGGAACAUUGAUGAGUCAGAAGACAGAACAAGCGAACUAGAGAUACUUAACAUGCUACAUCCAAACAAGUCUUUGAAAGAGCUAGCUAUUAAGUGCUAUGGUGGUAUAGAAUUUUCAACUUGGUUAAAAGGUAAUUCAUUUCCUAAUAUGUUGCUCCUAAGGAUUGAAAAUUGUAGAAAGUGCACAUCACUGCCAGCAGUCAGCCAACUACCAUUACUCAAACACCUUUUCAUUAAAGGCAUGGACGGUGUGAAGAAUGUUGGUCAUGAAUUUAAUGGGGAAGGUUGCUCACAAGCCUUUAGAUCUUUGGAGACUUUGCAUUUCGAGGAUAUGGAAGAAUGGGAGAAUUGGAGCCCUAAUGGAGAGUUCCCGCACCUGCGUGAGCUUUCAAUUAAAAAUUGUCCCAAGCUGUUGGGGACGUUACCAAACCACCUUCCUUCACUACAAAAUAUUGUUAUAAAAGGAUGCGAGCAAUUGGUUGUUCCAAUCUCAAGUUUCCCGGAGCUUUGCAAACUAAAAAUUGAAGAAUCAAUAGGGGUGGUGCGCAAAGGUAAGGUGGACUUCACCUCACUGAACUCUGAGUCUCUAUCAACAAUUUUGAAAUUCAGAUCUCCAAUAGAAGGGUUUAUGAAUGUAGAAGAUUUAACGAUUGACAAUUGUGAGGAGCGAAUGCCUUUUUGGUCAAAUGAUGUUGGAUUCCUACAACCCCUCCCCCGUCUUCGUAAUAUGGAGGUUCGCAGAUGUCAAAAACUAGUUUCUUUGGUGGCAGAAGAAGUAAAAGAGCAGCCACAACAGGGUAUGCCAUCCACACGCAGUCCCAUAGAAUCUUUGCCAAAGGCAGUGGUGUACAACAGCAUGUUUCUUGAGUGUAUUUAUAUUCAUGAAUGUGAUUCGCUGACGCACAUUGCAAUAGGCCAGCUACCUCCAACUCUAAAGCGCCUAGAGAUACAUUAUUGCAAGAAUAUGGUGAUUUUGGUGGACGAGGAUGAUACGAACAGCAGCCGUAGCAUCACAUCUCUUCUUGAGUACUUGGUUAUUGGCACGUGUCCAUCCUUCAAAUCCUUAACAUCUAGCGAAGAAUUUCCUGCAACACUUAAACACCUCCGCAUUACCCAUUGUGAAAUGCUAGAGUCAGUGGCGAAAACGUUCCAUCACAGCUCAUCUCUUGAAAGAAUUUAUAUUGACGAUUGUGAAAACCUUAAAUCCUUACCCAUGGGCAUACACAGCCUUAGCCAUCUACAACGUAUUGAGAUUGAGAGAUGCUCAACUCUUGUUUCCUUCCCGGACGGAGGGUUGCUUCCUCGCAACCUUAGAACGCUGUCGAUUCGAUAUUGUAAGAAUAUGCAGGCCCUACCCAACUCCAUACACAACAUCACCUCUCUUCAAGAAUUGUGGAUAGAAAAAUGUCCAGGCAUUGUAUCCUUUCCGGACGAAGGUUUUCCCCCCAACUUAACAUCACUUAAAGUCAGAGAUUGCAACAUAACUGAGGCCUUGCUUAAGUGCGGAUUGCACAGGCUUACCUCUCUUCAACAUCUUGAAAUUAGAGGUGGAUGUCUGCAUCUGGAAUCCUUUCAAGAGAUGAAGCUGCCUGCUUCUCUAACCACCCUCAUCAUCAGAAACUUCCCGAAUUUGAAAUACUUAUCUUCCAAAGGCCUUCGAUACCUCUCCUCUCUUCAAACUCUGAAAAUUGGUUGGUGCGAAAAGCUGAUGUCGUUUCCAGAUGAUGGUCUGCCUCCCUCACUCUUGGAUCUUCGCAUCAUUUACUGUGAAAAGUUCACAUCCUUUCCAGAGGAUGGUCUGCCUCCCACACUCCAGCAACUUCAUAUUGCAAACUGUCCUCUGUUGAAAGAACGCUGCAAGAAAGAUCAAGGACGAGACUGGAACAAGAUAGCCCACAUUCCUUGCGUUAAAAUUGAUGGUAACUUCAUCUAUGACCCAAAACCAGAAGAGGAGAAUCAGACCAUGAAUCUAGGGCGCCUAGAAUUGGCUUUUUAUCGGUAAGACAACUCUUUUGGUUGGGGCUCUUCUUUGAUUUCCCGUGCAUUUUGGGUCUCCAUCACAUAACGGAAGGCUCCUUUGACUGUCUUCUGAAUGUUGUCGUUGGAAAACUCUCUUGCUGCUGUUAUUGUCGGUUUGGUGAACGUGCGACUAUUCUUGUUGGAGUUAACGGUAUCACAAGUGCUUGUUAAAAUGCCCAAACGACCAAGCAGAGAGAGAAGGCUUUCGACCAUUGAGUUUUUCACCACUAAUUGCAUGUUGCUGGUCAAUACAGAUUUGCGAAUCAUUACAAAAAGAUUGUAGGGUGGCCCAAAGUUCAUCUGAAACUGCCGAGAGCAUCAAAACAGAUUAAGCACUUUUAUAAAAAGGAAGGGGUGGAGGAGAGUUUUGGAGGAGAGUUUCUGGUGCCAUCCUACCGUGGCUCAUCUUUCCUGGACCCAAAGGGAAGGGGUUGCUCAACCGGUUAUGACAAUGCGGUUGCAUUGCCUACUGGAGGGAGAGUAGACGAGGAGGAGCAAGAGCAAGCCCGAGACAGGGGAGGUGAUUGGAGUGUUCGAGAGCAUCCAGAUCUGGGUGCCAAUGCCUCAAAAGAUGUGAAGAUCCAGGGGAUCAGAUUGUAAGAGCUGUGGACUUGAGAAGCUAAGAAUUUUAGAUCAUCGAGGGCGGGCCAAAGUUCUUUUGAAGCUGUUGUGAGCAUCAAAACAGCUUAAGCAUUUUUAUAAAAAGUUACAAAGGAGGUAGUCAUUCUGUUUUGGAUUUGUACUCGGUUAUUCUAUCUCUUGCCCAUGCCUACUCUCUUCUUGAAAGGGACACAAGUGCACAAGAGGAUAAAGAUGUGAUAAGUUCAAGUGUUAGUAGGAAUAUUUGUGGACGAAUUUGGAGUCCUAUUUUUCAACAGCCUUUUUAAUCCUAGAAAGCAAUCUACUCGACCAAAAGCUCCAUGGAGAAUGAGAAGGUGAAACAUAUGUUCAUGCAGAGUAUUCGAUUUGUGAAGAAAGUGCCUCUGUUGCCUUGAGAAAAAAGAGAAAGAACCUUAUAAAUCCCAAAUUCCGAGCCUAAAUUCCAAGCCAGGAGUACAUGUGCUUUUUGUCCAAUAUAUGGAAUCACACCCUUGUAGGUUGAAGCCGAAGUUUUCAAUGUUGAAAAUGUUGAUCAUGGAAAGAAUACUGAUGGUAAGGUCCGUGAGGAUGAAGAACGUGAAGGGAUUACAUUUUGCCAAGAUGGUGAUUACGAAUAUGAAGAGGUCAUAGGCUACAAAGGAGAUUGCCAUUGCUGUAUUGCGGUUUUGGAUUUGUACCCGACACUUGUGCCCAUUCCUACUCUCUUCUUGAAGGAGGCACAGGUGCACAAGAGGAGAUGCCUAGAAGGCAGAGUAAAGAUGUGAUCAAUUCAAUUGCUAGUUAGGAAUAUAUAUCAAUUUGUUUGGGGCAACUGAGUUUGUGGAUUCCCUGGAACUAAACAAGGAUUCUUAGGUCCUGAAGCUUGUUGAUGAAAGCAAAAGCAAUGUGUAUGUACUGUGGAAAAGCUUUUGAGAAGAACCAAGGGUCUCUUGCAGUAAUUGGAAACAGCAGAGCAAAAUUGCAGGCUCUCUUUUUACCUUUUUACUGCAAACAAUUGGGAUUGACUAGAGUAAUGCUGCCUAUGCUUAGGGAAAAUUGCCUGGAAAAUAGCGACGCUUGAAUCUUACAUAAACAAUGAAUGAGUGGGAUCUCUGCUUUGUGGUUCAUGACAAACGUUUAAAAUGUUGAGUCCUAAUUUUUUUCCAUGUGUAUUGAGAACUCUAGUGGUGUUGUUGGUGUAAAUGGUUUGUAAUGAAUGAGCUGAAGCAACGCGGGAAAACUUAGUUGUUGUUCAUUUGAAAUUU
Molecule: messenger RNA, 6249 nt
Organism: Corylus avellana
Lineage: Eukaryota; Viridiplantae; Streptophyta; Magnoliopsida; Fagales; Betulaceae
Source: RefSeq, a predicted model, not a curated record